Vanessa tameamea is the source of this 1555-nucleotide messenger RNA. RefSeq names its product protein singed wings 2 (gene swi2). The coding region runs from base 144 to 1394 and encodes 416 amino acids. The record is from RefSeq and is a predicted model, not a curated record. Gene Ontology annotation, cellular component: extracellular matrix. The transcript has 8 exons. Gene Ontology annotation, molecular function: protein binding. Lineage: Eukaryota; Metazoa; Arthropoda; Insecta; Lepidoptera; Nymphalidae.
UAUUUAAGUCAUUUCUACUACUGAGUCUUGUGAAGAAUUCAAUUUCGGGUGAUAAAGGACGUCAUAAUUCUACAAAUCGUUUAGAAACGCCGUGUUCGUUAUCGGAGUAUACAAAUAAGGCUUAUUGUGAGCGAUCUAAUGAAAUGUUAACCUGUACGAAUGGCGUUACUAAUAUCUGGUUAACUAAUAUAAGAUACGAUAUAUCCCAUUUAAUGUUAUUGGAAUGGCCUGGAGAAUGUAUCAACAUGGGUCGUCUACAGAAACAUUUUCCUCAACUAAGGUCGUUGGAUAUCAGUAAUAGCACAAGUCUCAAAUAUUUCAAAGGUCAUUUUGACGCUCAAAGCAAAAUUGAGAAAAUAUCAAUACAUAACUCAACGUCACUGUGGGAGGUUCCCGCGACUGUCGUGGGAAAUAUGACGCAGCUAAGAGAAUUAGAUCUUCGGAACAACACCCUGAGGCACAUGAAAGCAAAUCUCUUACGAGGACCACCUCAGUUACAAACAGUUUAUCUUGGCGAUAACAAGUGGGACUGCAGCGAUGGUGGGCUUGAUUGGCUGGCUAUGGAGGAUAAAAAUGGUACAGUUCGGAGAAGAUUAUUAGAUUAUUAUGAACUGGUGUGUCAUCAACAGCUGUACAGAGGGAAACCACUACACAAAGUAAUGGAUAUUAUUCGGAUGGUUCGAGAAACUUGUCCGGAGCCUUGUGCAUGCGCUAUGACCCACGUGGUAUCUGAUCGUAAAGGGACAGUGAUUCCAUUAAUCACAGUCGAUUGUUCAAAGAGAAACCUAGAGAGCCCUCCAGCGUCUUUACCGCCUAGUACAACAACACUUCGGCUUGAAGGAAAUAAGUUAAGCAGUAUUCGCCAGUUGGUCCAAAAUCCUCAGUACCAGAAACUAGUAGACUUAUACCUUGACAACAACAGUAUUCAAACUGUUAAAGAACUAGAAGGAUCUGAGUGGUUUACAACUUUUAGAGUACUAAGUCUUCGGGGAAACAUGUUGAAGCAGAUACCAGUGUACGCCUUCGACAAAGCUUUUCAAGGGAACAACAAUAUAAUGCAUGUGUUUUUAGGGCAGAAUCCGUGGCGAUGCGAUUGCCACUUUAUACCGAGAUUUCAAGGGUUGCUCUUGAAGUAUAAAAGGGUGAUACGGGACUUAACAGAUAUAAGAUGUGCUAAAUCAGACGACAAAUCUAUUUCUUUUGUUCAGAUAAGUACAAUAUCACUAGGCAACGUUUGCAGGAACAAUGACAUGAAAAUGCCGAUAAGUACGAUUAAUAUAGUUAAUUUGAUCCUUUUGGCGCUUAUAACGUCAGUUAUUGGCAAAUUCUUAUACGAUUGGCACCGGUUUAGAACUACGGGGGAAUUACCUUGGAUAUCUGCAGUUAUGCCAUAAUAACAAUUGAAUAUAUAAAAUAAAUAAAACGAUACUGUCAUAAAAUAAAAAAAAUGUACAGUUUGUACAAUGUACAAUAAAGUGUUUGGGACCAACAGAACUCUUCUGUAAAAACACAUUCUAUACUCAUAGUAGAACACGAUCGUCAACAAUCAGAAAGU